AAUGACCACAUAAAUCAACAUUGCUGUUGAAUAUUAUGUUCUAAAUCUCAUUAAGAACUUUAAAUUGUAAUUAAUCCUGUUAUAAAUUAUAGAUAAAAUAAAAUAUGAAAAUUAUAAACUUUCUUAGGCUUUUACACUUGUAGCACAAAAUGAAUACAGAAAGUAAGGUAGAUGAAAAUUCUGAAAACGUAGACAAAAAUGGGCAAAGUACGGAAGACAGUGAAAAUUUAGGAGAAGAUGAUGGAAUUGAGCCUGGUGAAUUACCUUCUAUAAAUGAAAGUGGUGGUGAUUGUGAAGUCAAUGUGUUGGAAGAUAUUUUAGGAGCAGAUGGCGGACAUGAUGAUCUUCAGAAGGAAUUGGAUGACAGUGCCAGCAAAAAAGUGGCCACCCCAAAGACGAAAAAAGCAAAAGCCACACCUAAAAGAAAAUCUAGUCGGAAAACUAAAAACUCAGCAGCAAAGACAAAAAUAGAAGAAGUUGAAUCAACUGUUAAAAAUAAGGUUGAAAGCGAAGUGACAGUGCCAAAAGGAGAACCUAAGACUAGUGACGAACAGAUAGUUAAAACAGAGCAAGGUGAAAAAGUUAUGUCUAUGGAGAAUAAAGAAGUCAAGAAUGAAAAUAUCUCCAAAUCAAAAGAGAAACCUGUCAAAACAAAGACUGCAAAUAAGAAGUCUGGUAAGACAGCUACUCCAUCUCAGAAAGCUUCAAAACCUGUAAACUCUGUUGGAGCAAAAGUCAAAACAAUCACAGCUAAAGUUGUGAAAACACCGAAAGGAACUUCCAAGACUGGCAAAGGAACAAAGAAGAGUAAAAAAGAAGUGAUUGAAAAAAAAGAAGAGAAGAAAGAAGGACAAGGUAAAAAAGUUGAAGAAACUGCUCCUGUUGAAGACGCUGACACUGAUGCUGUACAAGAAGAAACAUUAGAAAAAAAAGAGAAAAUGUUAGAAAAAAUGACUGCUCCUCCAACAGUCUCGAAAGACACAGAGAAAAAAGAAGUAAAGCCUAAGAAGGAAAAGUCAGCGGACCGUAAAAGAAAAGGCAGUACUAAUCCAGCAGCAGAAGCGAAAGCUAAGAAACCGAAAGAAGUCAAAUCUAAAAGUGAUAAAUCUGAGAAGCAGAAGGAAGAGCAAUUACUAGAUACUGGUGUUAAAGAAGAGCAACCAAGUGAAGAAGAUAUGAAAGUAAUAGAUGAUGUUGAUGAAGAAUUAUCUGAUCAUGGAAGCAAUUAUUCCCAUGCAAGCUCGUUUUCCCAUUCAUUUUCAAGGUCACCAUCGUUUUCUGGAAGUUUUACUGGAUCCUUUUCUGGUUCAUUAUCAUUGUCAUCAUUUUCUGGAUCUAACACUUCCUUAGAUUCACUUGGUAAAGAAGGUGUAAAAAAGAAAAGAAAAAGUCGAAAGCACACAGAUGAUCAAGAGCAUAACGAAGCAUUGCAACAACACAAAGAAUUUGUUGAUUCCCUCUUAAAAGGUGCUCGUUACUUCAUUGUGAAAAGUAACAAUCAUGAAAAUGUUACUUUGUCUAAAGCUAAGGGUGUUUGGGCUACUCCUCCUGCAAAUGAGAGGAAACUAAAUGAUGCUUAUAGGCAUUCAACAAACGUAAUAUUAGUGUAUUCUGUCAAAGAAAGUGGUCGAUUUCAAGGAUUUGCUAGAUUGGCGUCAGAAUCUCGUCAUGAUGGUAUUCCUGUCCCUUGGGUAUUGCCACCAGGUUUCGACAGGAGAAUACUUGGAGGAACCUUCAAAAUCGAUUGGCUCAACAGAAAAGAUGUCCCAUUUUCCCAGUGCGCGAAUUUAAGAAAUCCUUGGAAUGAAAAUAAAGAAGUUAAAAUUUGUCGAGAUGGUCAGGAGUUAGAGCCUAGUGUUGGAGAAGUACUUUGUCGUAUGUUCGAGGAAGAUUUAACUAUAGACCUUUCCCGAGUGGCUCGCCACUUAAAACAAAGAAAAAAGCUUGGUAGUCAAAUGGGGCAUAAACGUGAAUACCAUCCAAGGUUUAGGGGUGGUGGUCAACGUGGAAACUGGAGAGGAGGUAGGGGAGACUUUCGAGGUGGAUUUAGAGGAGACCGUGGACGCUUUGGUGAAAGACGAGGAGGAUAUUCAAGAGAUACUGAUGGGAGAGGCCACUACGAAGACAGAGGUUUUCAAGACAGAAGCCAUUACAACGGUGGAGAUGCAAGAUACCAAGAUGUUCGAGGGCGUGGACGGCCAAACAGAUACGGUCACAACGAGCGAUUUAAUGAACACUUCUCACGCAACAGGUCUCGUUCUCCAGAAUACCGCCGUGACCGCGAUCGAGAGUCUCGUGAGCGAAAACACAGAGAUAAAGUAAAGGAAUUCCUGAAGAAUGACAAGGCGAAAUUUGGUGUUCGAAAAGAAACUCUGUUACACGGAUCUUAUUCUGAUUAUGUUAGAGAGUUUCAAAGACAGAAACAAAUAAGGAGUUCAUCAUCUUAUUAUCCUUCAUCAUCGUCUAAUCAUCAUCAUUAUGAACAUCGCAGUUCUGGUAGCAGUCGUUCUCACUACCAUGACCCGAAAGAGGCGGCUGAAGCUUUUUUAAGGCGACCAAGAAGAUGAUUGGACGAAAUCUCAACAUGGCGUGCUGGUGACGUACCGUUGGAAUUUUAUAAUCAUUUAGACGACGAGCGACGUUGGUUUGUGCCGAUAUAGAUUGCACUACGUCAAAUCGUUUAUCAAGAGGCUCUACUCUAUUUGUAAAUAUUAUUUUUAUUAAAUUUGGAUAAGAAAAAUCUGAUAUUUUA
Molecule: messenger RNA, 2752 nt
Organism: Hydractinia symbiolongicarpus
Lineage: Eukaryota; Metazoa; Cnidaria; Hydrozoa; Anthoathecata; Hydractiniidae
Product: YTH domain-containing protein 1-like
Exons: 16
Coding region: 150-2567 (805 amino acids)
Biological process (GO): mRNA splicing, via spliceosome; regulation of alternative mRNA splicing, via spliceosome
Cellular component (GO): nucleoplasm
Molecular function (GO): mRNA binding; N6-methyladenosine-containing RNA reader activity
Source: RefSeq, a predicted model, not a curated record